Molecule: messenger RNA, 1957 nt
Organism: Gordionus sp. m RMFG-2023
Lineage: Eukaryota; Metazoa; Nematomorpha; Gordioida; Chordodea; Parachordodidae
Product: bifunctional arginine demethylase and lysyl-hydroxylase PSR-like
Exons: 11
Coding region: 78-1697 (539 amino acids)
Biological process (GO): phagocytosis
Cellular component (GO): cytoplasm; nucleus
Molecular function (GO): histone H4R3 demethylase activity; P-TEFb complex binding
Source: RefSeq, a predicted model, not a curated record
CUAAAUCUUAUAACUUGUUAAACAUCAAUCAACAUCAUCAUCACAUAUUUCUAUAAUAUUCAAAUUGCAAAAAUCAGAUGGAAAGAAUUAUUAAAAAAGUGAAUAGGAUCAAACGUGAAGCGAGAAGCGAACUUAAUUUUCCAGGUGGGUGGAGUCAUAAUAGAUAUGCUGAUACAUUUGACACAGCAAUUAAUAGUAUUAAAGAUAAUUGUGUAAGAAUCGAUGGUAGAUCUAUGACUCCUCUAGAAUUUAGCUAUCAAUAUGAAAAGCGAAAUAUACCGGUUGUGAUAACACACUUAACUGACAAUUGGUUAGCACACAAAAAAUGGGUACCUGAACGGUUGAUUAAAAAAUAUCGGAAUCAAAAAUUUAAAUGCGGAGAAGAUGACGAAGGCUAUAAUGUUAAAAUAAAAAUGAAGUAUUACAUCCCGUAUUGCAACCAUUUGUGCCACUUAGACGAUAGUCCGAUGUAUAUUUUCGACGGAAGUUUUGGAGAGCAAGGUAAAAAAGUGUCCCUUACCCAAGAUUACGAAGUUCCUCCAUAUUUUCGGGAAGAUCUUUUUAAAUAUACUAGCGAUAGACGCCGACCACCUUACAGGUGGGUUGUUAUAGGACCAGCGCGCUCCGGAACUGGCAUACACAUCGAUCCCCUAGGUACAUCGGCUUGGAAUGCUCUCAUCAAAGGUCACAAAAGAUGGUGUCUUUUUCCUCCCGAGACUCCUAAGGCUCUUGUCAAGGUUAAAUCGACCGAGAAUAAGAAAAACAAGGGAGAAGCAAUCACUUGGUUUGACGUUAUAUAUCCCCGAACUAUCCUGCCGGAUUGGCCUAGUCAGUUUAAAGCGAUUGAAGUUAUACAGAGACCGGGUGAGACUAUGUUUGUCCCAUCGGGAUGGUGGCAUGUGGUAAUGAACCUGGAUUUCACGGUUGCCAUAACUCAAAAUUUCGCAUCUUCCGCUAAUUUUCCCAUAGUUUGGGUUAAAACCAUCAGGGGAAGACCUAAACUCGCCCGAAAAUGGUACCAGGCUCUCAAAGCGUAUAAACCUGAGAUAGCCAAAGUAGCCGACGAAAUCGAUCGACGUCCUGAUAAGGGUCUCUCUCUCCUCAAAAUCAUAUCCGAAUCGAGCAUAUCCUCAUCUUCUUCCUCGUCAUCUAGCUCAAGUAGUAGUGAGGACCGAACUUCCAGGAGUUCUUCUGCAUCAUCGACUCGAUCUGAUGGAAACACUCUAAAUACUGGAUUUAUUUCCGAAGAUUCCGAGCGCUGGCGCAAAUUUCGACCUACUCAAAAUGGCGACCACGAUCACGGGAUUGAUACAGACUCUUUACGACGCAAACGCAGGCGCGAGCAGUUAAAUGGCACUAGUCAUAAACCAGUGACGUCAUCUAAUCAUGUGACCACUACAACGAAGUCGGCCAAUGGUCAUCGAUCUUCAUCCUCUAACUCAUCGUCUUCGGACUCUACGGCCUCUUACAAUAAUUCUUCAUCUAGGAAUAAAUCCAAUCAAUCUAAAACUUCUAAUAAAUCCAGAGUUUCCUCUUCCAGAAGAAAGCAUAAAAAAAGCGGUUGCAAGGAUUGUCAAAAUCUUCAUAUAAAUGGACAGAUCGAAAUCAACGUGGAUCAAAAGCCUCAAACGAACGGACACAAUCAUGAAAGGGAACGACCUUCGAGUAAAACUCCGAGAACAAACAACCACAAAUAGAAUCAAUUAAUUGGAGACCGACAUUUCAGUCAAAAAGCAUGUUUCAUUUGUAUCAAAAGAAAAAUAUCAUCUUUCUUAAAGCAAACCCAAGGAUAUCAUAGGAAUUAUUUUUAUAAAUAUGAAUUUAAUUAAAAAAUUUUAUUUGAAAUUUAUCUCUAUUAUAAUGACAUAUUGACAGACGUAUUUUGGAUUGAAUUAUAAAUAUUUUUUCCACCCGCAUUUUAGCUUUAUGAGGCUUAAAAUUUUUCGUGUUUAUAAAA